Molecule: messenger RNA, 775 nt
Organism: Atta colombica
Lineage: Eukaryota; Metazoa; Arthropoda; Insecta; Hymenoptera; Formicidae
Product: ATP-binding cassette sub-family A member 3-like
Exons: 4
Biological process (GO): lipid transport; transmembrane transport
Cellular component (GO): intracellular membrane-bounded organelle; membrane
Molecular function (GO): ABC-type transporter activity; lipid carrier activity
Source: RefSeq, a predicted model, not a curated record
AUGAUAGGAUACUGUCCACAAAUUAACGGACUAAGUGAUUUUAUGACUGGAAGACAAUACUUGCAACUUCACGCAGCACUUCGCGGUGUUCCAUAUGAAAGUAUCAAUGAAGAAGUAAACAAAUGGCUUGAUGUAUUAGAUAUGUUGGACUUUGAGAAUAUGAAAAUUGCUCAUUAUCCUUGGGGAAUUCAAAGAAAACUUUGCAUACUGCAAAGUCUUACCGGCGAUUUACCGAUGGUAUUUAUGGACGAGCCUUCCGCUGGGAUUGACAUAAUGACUAGACACGCAAUCUGCGAAAUUUUGCAUCAGAUACGGGAGAUGGGAAGAUCUAUAUUAAUCACUACGCAUAGCAUGCGAGAAGCAGAAGCGAUGUGUUUGCGCGUUGGUAUUUUAGUUAACGGCCAAUUUACUGCAAUUGGAUCUUGCGAAUAUUUAAAGGCAAAAUUUGGCCGGAAUUUUAUAUUAAAUAUUAAAAUAGUACCAGGAUACUGGUUUACAAAUCUUGAAAAGAUUAAGAAAAUCAUUAAUGAGACUUUUCCAAUAAUAAGAUUUAAAGACAGUUACUUGGGUGUUCUUAAAUACGAAUUGGAGAGUGGGACUUCGUACAGCUAUGUGUUUGAUAAACUCGAAAAGCUAAGACGGAGAUAUGUGUGGAUUACAGAUUUCUCGGUUACUCAGCCAUCAAUGGAUGAAGUAUUCUUAACUUUAGCAAAGAAGCAAAGGGAAUCUCAUAAGAAGUUAACAUUUUACGAAAGACUACGUUCUUGCAUUAUAA